Messenger RNA from Spirometra erinaceieuropaei, 29626 nucleotides. The record is from the annotation of a GenBank genome assembly. Lineage: Eukaryota; Metazoa; Platyhelminthes; Cestoda; Diphyllobothriidea; Diphyllobothriidae.
AUGCAACUUUACUUCUCGUUGCUCUUUUUUCUGUUUGCGGGAGCAUCAAGUGCGGUCGGCGGGAGUAAGUAAAUAAAUUUUUAGUUUUAGAUAAAGUGGCUUUCUAAAUCCGAUGACUAUUUUUGUCAUUUCUUGUGAAAAUAACUUAAAUCUCAGAUAAAAUUUCCAGUUUUAAUUAACGGGUCUUUGCCCAAGAUUUUAGCAAAACGACAUAUGAUAAUAUUUUUAUGCAGGUUUGUGCAAAAUCAUGCAGAUUAUUGAUUCUAGGGAAGGAGUAACAAGCUCACUCAACCGACCGGCAACCGUACAAGAAAAAUCAGUUCAACUUUUCAACAGAGGUGGUAAAUCUCAUUCCGUGAUGAUAGAGUAAUGUGUCUCACGAUAACUGAAAAGUGGAUGAAGCAGAGGCAGUUAGCCAGUUUCUCAGGUCCGUGAAGAAUGGGGCAGACUAGAGGACGGGUACCGGGAUGGUUUUAAGGUGUGAUGGCGAAUAGGGGACAUUAUAGUAAAGAGCUGAUGCACAGUAUGAAUAACUCAUUCAGGCCCUUGUCAUCCUGCUGAUCAAACUGCCGCGUAAAUUUGUGUCUCAUCACCACAUCAUUCCGGCUCUCCAGUACUCUCUUUUACUCGCAGUAUAUAAAUUUUGAAUAAUGGUAAAUAGGCAAAUAAUGACCAACAACAGCCUUUGGACGACUUGUAGUCUUCAUGAAGGCGGAUAUUAUUCCAGACAAAGGGACAGUAGGAAUCGAAUCAGAAAGCUUGCUCCAUUCCACAUUGACUCAGUAAUGAUGACAGCAAAUAUUCCUUCAUUUUGGAAGUGGAUUGACCACCGCCCACUCUAAAACUAGAAAUGUGCAAUAACGUGAGUGCCAUCCGCACUGGGUGAUUGCAGUACAAAGUUGAAGUUACUGCUUUAUGCAUUUUUGUUCGGGUGUAGAAAUCAUGUAGUCUUACACAUCGGAUUCACAUGAUGGUUCGCAUCAUUAAAUUUACCGUACGUUAUGUUCGACACCUAAUAACGGCCGGUUUUUAGUCCCACAUUAUUAUAGGAUUUCUUGUAUACUGGAUAAUCCAAUAAAAACAUGAUAGUGACAAAUUCGUUUUUACUUUAAUAUUUUUAAGGACUUUUUCAAUGGGACCCUUAAAGGCAUAGACUAUUUCGCUUACAAAUGCUGAACUAUGCCGAGGAAGUGUCCUACGUGUAGAAAGGUCGCUAAAAACAGGACCACCAUAUAAUAAACCAGACAGAAUAACAGAAAGUCUUUUAAUUAUCGCAGAUGCGGCGUUUGCAGCGUCUGCAAAGAAGCUUCUACACUAUGUUCUGAUAUUUAUAUCCUCACCCCUCGAAUCGCCUACUAGAUAUUAGCCAUCAGGCACUUCUAAUGAUGUUUGUCUUUCCAUCUCAAUUUGCGUGAAUUAUUUGAACAAUCUCCACCUUCGCCUCAUUUGGGCCUGCAUAUAGACUCUUACAAAACAUCGUCCAGUUUCGUAAUUGCAUUUUAUAUUGAAGUUCGAGUUAGGAGUAAUUGCAAGUUCACGCAUUCAGUAGAAGAGUUUUCCCUUUGGAGGAAGAAGAAGGAUGAUCCAUUUCUGGCCCAUUCGUCCGAUAUGCAUGGCCCAUCUUUCUGUUUAGAAGGAAUCGAAUGUGAAUCCAUGUACUUGUAAUAUUUUCUGCACUACCGAUUGCCGUCACAGCUUCAAGUUAUAACGAACUCGCUUUUGCCGCAACAGUUCAGUUAAGCGUACUGGCAUCACCGUGCUGUCCUAGAUAAAUUUAAUUACCAUUUACGAGGCUUAAUGUUGUAUCCCAGCGGGUAGAUGAGUUAAUUCGCGAAUUAAGUGAAAAAUGCUGAGUCAUUAGCAAUUCCUCCUUUGUUGCCUCAGGCAUGUCUGUUUUUGAGAACCGUUAAAUCAGAGGCGUCCACCGGGGUUUCAGUAGGUUUGCUUAAAAUUCCACCCUUAAUACUGUUUAUGAGUUCUUUGAUGACGACAUCAGGGCAAGUAAAAUCUAAUCAACGCUUUUACUUUCUGUAGUUCAACACACUAGUUUGCAUUAUAAUAACGUCCCAUGCCUUCAGUAUAGCUUUUUUAACACAUCGAGGACGAGAGUAAUGAUCGCACGAUUUUACAAUUCUGCAGACAAUAAAAAUGCUUUGAGCGUGCAAGCCAUUGCAACGAGUUCGGAAUCCAUCCAAGUAACUUGGGAGCUACCGUCAAGUUACACCAGAAAAGUUAUAAAGAAUCACGUUCUUUAUCUGCUGGGAUCCGCUGUUCUUGCGCAGAUUUCGGUAGAACCAGAGACAAAAACAUACACGUUCACAGGAUUAUCGCCAUUCACCAACUACUCAGUCGCUGUACAGACUAUUUUCGCGGGCACUAAAAAGCUCGCUUUGUAUGGCGGAACGUCGACCGUCACAUGGCCCACAGGUUAGUCUAUAGCUGCCAGAUUUGAUGGUUAUAUUUUUUUUAUUUGUUAAAUUAGCCUCAAUUGGCAAUUACGCAGCCAUCUAGCAGUGACUAAAUGCCAGACGUUUGAACAAAGCGAAGAAACAAAGUGAAUUGCGAUUAGAAACACAUCUUGACCAAACGAAAUUUCUCCCGAAAGAUGUCAUAGACGUUUGUUAUAUAUACAGAAUUUGUAUGAAAAAAUGUCUUUUAGGCUUCAUUAGACUCCUUGACAUCGAGAGACCUACAGACUGUCUGUCUACUGCUUACGGGCUUCGAAUAACCUGAUAGGUGGCUGCCUGUUUGUGAUCAUCAUCAGCCAAACAAAGCUUGUUUGCUUCGUAAAGCCAAAGAAUCGGUGCGCGUCCAUUCCUGAUUGAAUAAAUAGUCGAUCGGCAGCGACAAGAAAUGGCUGGCGGCAAGGCACUGAUGUACUUCGGUUCGAUGAAGUGCUUGUGGCCCAUCCGGUAGACCCCAGUGUUGAACCAACUGCGCCAGGUGCGUCUGUGCGCAUUUUUUUGUUUCUGGUCCCUUCUGCUGGGCAGGUAUGAUUGGAUAAAUGAAGCCAAAAUAAGCCCGAUACGGUACUGUAUCGAUCUGCUCGCAUUCUCUGUCGUCCCUCCUUGCUGCUAUAUGUAUAUAUCAAUAUGCAUAAAGACUCGAGGUCCAGAUAUGUUGUCAUGUUUAUCGUCCCUCGAAGAAGACGAAGAAAAUGCGCGGGCGAAUUCAUGAGCUAAAUUGCAUUUGAACUGAGGUUUCGGAAUCCCUUUUGUUUCCAUCAUCAGAUUAGCAUGUUUGUUAUUCCCGCUGGCCAUGAUUCAGCGCAUUUUCAUGGUUAUCUUAUCGUUGGCCUACGAUCACUCACGCUUUCUCGAAGGUGAAGAUGUGAUUUAGCUACCGAGUGUGGCCGUAGUCCAGCGACAGCUUGCCCUUUCUGUUGAUUGCAAAACUGGUGCUCGUGCAAUAUUGUGCCGAGGAGUUUGCUUGUUUCACCAACAUGCCUUGCAUUGAACUAUUGUCAGGGUAUGCUGAAAACCACUGCAGUCUUUCAGCCUCAUGAUUUGCUGUCUGGUUAUUAAUGUCGGUUUAUGAGGAACGCCAACUCUCUAAAGGUUUCGGAAUUCUUGACGUCGCCUCUGAAACCCUCUUCACAUAGGGUAUCGAGAUCCAGAACUUCGGUUUCUCCCCGGUCGAUCGCGCAGAAUGGGGCCUACUGAGACAAAUGCAUACGAAAAACUUCGGUUAACAGUUGACUUCAAAUGGUGGACAUGGGUAACUCACCUCGUUCCUCCCGCCAUUGUCGUCGCUACAGUGUUUUUGGGCGCCUUGGAAAAGGGGACGCUGGUGGAUUCAACUCUGUCUGGACCAAUUUUUGAGGCGGUUUUGCAGAGGCUCAAAAAGCUGGUAUUCAGUUCGUACCCCCAGAGGUUGUGAGCCAGAUAUGUUGAUAACAUAUUCGUCCUAAUAAAAAGGAGCGAAGUGCAGUCUUUAAAAGCACUCCCGAAUUCAAUUUUUCCCGACAUACAGUUUACCAUGGAAGAAGAAAAAGUCAACAAUCAAUUUCCCUUCCUCGACUUAUGAGUCACAAAACUGACAGACGGCAAUAUAAAUACGACUGUCUCCUGUAAGGCAAAUAACACUAAGCCCAAAUCAAAAGCUAUCAUCCCGUCGGUCACAUAAGCAGUCGUAUCAGGACCCUUUCCAACGCACGGACAAAAUAAUCCUUAUGCAGUUCAUAUUACACAAAGGUAUGUACCCCUUCUCAGUCGGAAUCAACGCAACAGUUUACUUCCACAAUUUACUAUGCCUAUUAGAACUAAUUAUACCCAGCACGGCGGGGCGGCACUCCAGUACUUUUCAGUAAAGUUUCAAAAUGCUAACUGCCUUUCGGGAGGAUCAGUGUUAAUGAUAUACGUCUUUGCACUGACCCCCGUCUUGCAUAUUUGAACUUGUAAACAUUCUAACAUUCUUAUUCACAGCUGGUCAACAGGCGAAAGAUCUCAGUUUCCCACAUACAAGAGCUCGGUCGAUCGAGGUGACAUGGAGUGCCCCGGAGAAGCCGGGUGGAGAAAUAAAGACCUUCCAAGUCCAAGCGACGAACACACGAACAGGCAAGAAAGUGACAAUUGAGACGUUGGAAACCACAACAAGUUUCUUCGGUCUGGAUCCGAACACAACGUACAAUAUAUCAGUCAAAACUCAAAAUAAGCAACUCAGUGGUCAUGGUGGCGGUGUCGGUCCAGCUGUUACGGCUGAAGUAACGACAUUGCAGUUAGGUAAGUGUUGCCAGUAUUAUUCAUUGUACUUCUACGCAAUCACAAACAUUUCUGCAGAAGGUGCUUAGAUUUUAGCACAAAUGAUCAUGCGAUAAAAUCCGGAAGACAAUAAGGUGCACGUUCCUUUUAGGCCAGCGCAUGCGCAUACGGUUUGAGAGGAUGUUGUGGAUAUUCGAGUGAAAUCAUGGCAGAUAGAAUUUAGCAGACUAGCGGGAAAGGGGAACACUGCGUGUCGAGUAUUCUGUAUUUCGUUAUAUGGAGGGAUAUAGGAAUUUAAAGCUACAUUAUCAAUAUUUGACGUGGCUGGCGAUGGCUGUGGCUAAUAACAUCCCCUUUAGCGCGCGUAGUUUCUGUUGAGCAGCCUGUCCUCCAAAAUAAUUCCUCAACGCCCCAGUCUUGCUGCUCACGACCAAGCGCGUUAUCCUGCAGUACAGAGACCAGCGGACGUAGCGGGAAAUGAAGAAAUCUUAAGUUUUAACGUGGUUAUCAUAUGUAUUUGUGAUCGAGCAAUAACCCAUUUAAAACUUAAGAACAUAUGGGGCUCAUAGCCGCGCCAGCUGACCAGUAGGCACCAAGUUAAGCACUUUGACACUUAGAAGCGUCCCAUCGACCUGUCAUCGGAUAUCGACAAAAUUGGUUCAUGCCGAACUGAAGAUAGCCAAUCUGCUUCUUGACGAAAAUUUUCCUACUUUGCUGAAGGGAUUAUUGCACAUAUUCAGGAUUUGAUGCAACGAGAUGUAUAAAUCAACAUAUGCGCGCCGACAACUGUAUUUCUUUGAAAGCCGACUUUCAUAAUGAUACAUGCAUUCGCAAGCACUUAACAUGUUUUACUUAAGUGCAUUUCGCCUGGCAUCUAAUAUCCUUCUGAUUCUUGGGUUGCAUCGAGGUACAGAAAUAUGCAAAAAAUCGCUGUAUAUUAACAGGAUGACUCUGCUUAUUGAUCGGCACUAUUCUCGUUCGUUCUUACCGCGUCUUUAUUUGAAUAAAUACGAGUGUUCAUAAUAUGACUGCACAAUCUUCUCUAUGUCUGUUGUGAUCGGCAGAACACGUGCCAGACGUGGUCCAAGACAUCGUUACCCACAAUUGACCAAAACGUUUGCUAAACGCUGGAUGUCCACGUCCUUUGUGGACCGCUGACCAGUGAUGUGAUUUUGCUGAUAUUGCGGUUGGAUUCCCAUCUCUACAUAUUUGGGACUUCGGAGAGCACAAGCAUGUUUGUGACCCAAGACUGGUAUUUCAAGCAGUAUUUACCAAGUGACGUAGGCGAAUAUUUGUACGCCUAACGACUUGUCGCUUUCAGCGAACUGACUCCGGCCUUAUAUGCUAAAUUUGCUGAAUAAUGCAUGUUUGCAUGAUCUCUUCCUUGUUUUCGAGGUCCCCCGAACGCUGAUCUCGAUUGCAGCAUUAUCUUCUCUAAAACGACUGCCUUAAACUGCAUAAUGGUAGUCUGAUUGGUGUUCUAGCUCUUUCGUCACUUCUAACUGGUUUUCAGCACACCCUUUUAUCAUUUUUAUUGCUAAUAUCCUCUGAGUUUGAUACAAACGUUUAGUAGUCAUUGGAAUAUCAGUCUGUAUAUGCUUCCAUUUCUGAGUUUACUCAAUAACUUCGUCUUUAUAAACUUACUGCCGAUCUUAAGGUUCGCGAAAAAGUCACGUAACUUGGUAUUAUUGGCGGAAUUCUGCAAACCGCUUGUUGAGUGAGUCGUUAGAUCGGUAGGCCAACAUAAAUUUGCGUGAUAUUUGUGUUAGCCAUGCAAAUUCCCUACCACAGAAUGCUAACCCGGAACGAAAGUUUGACAGACCUAGCGCCUGGAAUUCCACGUAAAAUCCGCCACGCACUUCAUCACUGUCUACACUGUACUCGCGUAUUCGCUUGUACUUGGACACUUCAAUCGCACUCGCACACGCAUGAAUGUUGCCUCGUAUUCAUUUACUAAACUUUCAGUGAUAGGCAAUCUUUCAUGAGAACGCCUAUGAGCUUGCGUGGGAUGUAGUAUAUGCAGGUCUUACUUUACAUCAGUUGCAUCAUUAGCAGACGAUAAACUUGGGCAAAGAAAGUGAAACCGACGCCAAGUUGCAUUUUCUCAUGACACUUCAUGGCUCCCCUUAUGUAGGGUCCUAGCAAAAACAUACAAUAAUCUUUGCAGCUCAAAGACCUCAGACAUCGAGCUUCAGAAAGUUGCUGAGAGGCGGAAUACCCUGACCCAAUACGUAGCUGAAUGUCAGACUGCAACGUUUCAUUCCUGAUGUGACAUCCAUAACACCGUCACUCAUGUAAACUGCAAUCAUUUCGUGGAUACGUCGUGCUGGGGGCCAGAUCAUGUGUGACGCAAGAACGCGGACAGUGCGACUUUUUCAAUCACUUCUUACAUACGUAUUAACAAUAUCAUGCCUUAGGCCAACUCUGUCUACGCCAAACCGCAGACACAAUCGAACCCCAUCUACGUGGGCCCAUAUUGCGCGAUACGACACCGGAAUCCCUGUGGCUUUCCUCCUUCGGCAUCCGUAGCACGGGAGCACAUAUCCAUCGGUGUCAAGCCUCAUUAACUGCUGGGCAAUGGGUGUCCACAUUGUCAUUUGGCCACAUUAGAUAACAGUCCACUUGCUUGGUAGUAUACUGCCACCUUCUAUGAGUUUAUAGAUUCGGCUAUUUCCUCCGCUCUGGUCAGAAGGUCAAAUUGCGGUCGUCCGACUAUUCGGUGACCUAGGGCCGCUUGUCUGUAUUUUAGAAGUAAAAAGCAACCAUUGUCAGCUACCCUGCUCAUAAAUGUAUUUCAUUAUUUUGCGUAAACAUUACAGUAGUCAGUUAUCUUAUUAUGAAGAUAGAAACAAAAGUUCAUAUUUGCGCUAUUUGACUUUUCCCUUGCUCAUUAGGGUGCAUUUCCAUGUCUCCUCUAAUACUAAUGUGUAUUUUGCCGCCUCGCAGUUUAUUUCCGCAAGUAAAGUAUUUGGCACCUGCCGUUCUUAUCUCCUAUUGGUUAUUCGUUUCAUUGGUUCAUAAGCUCGCGCAAAUUUGCAAGAGGCGGAUUAUCCGAUCUCCUUAUAUUUAUUGAGAGUUGUUUAUUAUUUAUUUUUCAGUUAGCACGUUUACUUCCGUUGCUAUAUAUAGGCAUAGAAAAGAAUUGAAGAGGAAACCCACCUAUUUUUGAGUUCUGAUGUAUGCAUUGUGCUCUCCUUCCUCGGCGAUGCCCCACCCGUAAAACCUCUAUUAUCACCAUUCCCAUAUUACACGAGCGUAAGGAUACCGGUUGAGAAGUUGGGUUGCACAACUUACCGCUGCCAAUUUUCCAAUUGGAAUAAGGUAGAUGAACUGUCCGCUAUUUGAAUGAAGUGUUGAUUGAUGACCAGACUCCAUGGGUUCUUACGAAACAAUGGAAAAUCGAUAAGCGAUAAUGAUUACCACCUUAACUUUUUGUAUUGAAGUAAAUAUGGCGAAAGAGAACCGACACACUGACAGCGGUCGAUGUUUGUGGGAUCAUAGCAACAUCUGUUGCGCAAACAAUUAAAUAAAUUGAUUUUUAAUAGUUUCAUGGUUGAAGGUCUCCGAUGAAUGCAUUCACACGUUGUAAAUAAAACAAAAACUCCAGUAAUUAGGCAGAAAAUCCCAGCAGCUGCAGAGGAACUCUUUAAAUUCAGACAGCCAUAUACCAGAUAAGAAGUUCCUGAGGGUCAAACUCCAGUCCUUUACCCGCAAAAUACCAAGUUUGUCGUUUUAAAACUAAGACGAUGACCAAGCGGCUGCCAUGACAAGUAAUUUCAUUAUAAAUUUGAUGUGUUUCCAUGUUUACCGAUUAGAGGAUGGAGCACGGAGAAGCAUAUUCUGUAUUCAGCUACCUUUCAGAACGCUCUCACUCUGACGCACAACGACUGUCCACCAAUAAUGUGUGUACGUGUAUGGUUGAAGGACGACCACAGAUCAGUUAUUGGCACAGGCGCGUCCAGCAGUACUUUGGUGUUUGGUCCAGUGCUACGCAGGCAGUCUCAUAUCGAUUAGAAGAAUAUGUUGAGACUGGGGUACCAACAAAAAUACUGGAAUCGAGUGGUUGUUUCUAGCUUGCUGACUGUAGUCUGAUAAUCUUAACUUGCCUUACAUUUACAAGACCUGAAAUUCGAAUCCGCAUUCCUUGAUCACUGAGCCUUGGCAAAGUAAACGAUCUUUAAUUAAACCGUGGAGUAUCUGUCAUGUUUGUUGCGAUCUGGAACACUAACUAGGGUAGAUGGGCGUACACCGACUAGGUUAUCGGACCUGUUCAUGCCGUUUUGCCUUGAGAAUCAACCUAUAGACCUCUUAAACAGUCGCGUAGUUGCUAAUAAUAAAUGAUAAAACAGAAUCUGCGACAAAGUUAAAGGAGUCAGUGAUGACAUUUUCUGGCAUAGUACACUUAGUUAAUAUUCCCAAUUAGAACCGGCAGGAUAACGAUCACUUGAAAGAGCAGUAGAGCGUUGAACUUCAUAAGCCGAGGCGACCAGAAAAAGCAACUGCAUACCUGAAGUUGGUUAAGGCUGGUUAAAGACAACAACUAAGUCAGAAAAAUCCAUUCCGACUUCCACUACCUCUUUUGAAAUCGCAAUCUUAGCAUAUAUGCGUAUAUAUUCCAACAAAUUUUCCCCUAAUCCUGACUUGUUUUUUUGUCCUCAGACCGUCUUAACACCAUCCACCGACAGCAAGAAUAUGGACUGAAUCUGAGUUGUCCACGAUUUAGAAAGUGGUUUCAGCGCUUUUGGCUUGAGAGCGAUGUUCAAUUCCUUGUAGCCUUCAGUCGGAAAUAUGCAACAACAUAGAAGUGCUGGUCGUCUUUACGGCCUAAGUAAAGCAUGGAAUGUGAAUAGCAACCUUCUAAUGCUGGAAUUAGGGACUAGAGUAGUCGAUGUUCUGGGCAGAGCAGGAGUCAGUAGAAAGAACAGUAAAAAGCGGAGGGAGACAGAAACGUAAUGCUACAGCCUUUCUAGAAAAAUCGCAUUCACCAGCCAGCCGUGUCCCGUUGACUAAUCGUGGAGAACUAACAUGUUAACAUUUAUAAUUCUAGUGUUUGUAUUAGGGACUAGAGUAGUCGAAGUUCUGGGCAGAGCAGGAGUCAGUGGAGGAAAUAUAGAGAAAGCGGAGGGAGACAGAGGGAGAUUGCUUCAGCCUUUCUAUGAUAAUCGUAAUCACCAGCCAGCCGUGUACCGUCGCCUUAUCGUAGAAAACUAAAAUAUUAACAUUUACACUUCUCAAAACGCCUGUAUUAAUGAUUAUUUAUUAAAAUGUGGUCGUCCGGAAGACACUUGUAGGCAAGCCGUCAUGCACAAAGAAUCAGCGUUUCUCAAUAAGAGCGUUGCCUCCGUUUAUUACAACAUUACGACGGAGCGGACAUGAUUCCGCAACUCUAGUGACAGAUUAUUCGACUUGUAACGUCAGUGAGAAACGCGGUUCUGUUGAAGACCUGAACUCAUGAUGCCCUAUCUCGGAUGACAGUAAAUAAAGAGGAAUUACCAGUCCAGAUUCCCAUGGCGCUUUCAGGCACACCGUACCAGCCGUUGGUUUCUCUUUCCAAUAAAGGUGACUGAAUGGACUGCAGAAUGACAUUCAAACUGAUAUCUUAAUGACUAAUUCUUGCGGGAGAACUUGUUAAGCCAGAAUUGCAAGUGAUAUUUUUGAAAUAUCGUAUUCUUCCAAAAUGUUUACUAUUCAGUUUGCCUGGUGCGGUAUAUAUAUAUACGAGCAAAUCUUACUGUUCACAUUUCCGGUACUGAUUCUCCAGUUUUCGUACAUGACCUAUGCGCUUACCGACGAGUUGUAAGUCUUGAACGUUUAAGCAAUAACAUUUGCUUAGUUCCCAAAGAGAUGAUGCACCUCACCGACUUAUAAUAUUUGCAGACAACGAAUACAGUUUGAAUAUGCAAGCCACGGCAACGAGCUCGGAAUCCAUUCUAGUGAACUGGGAGCGACCGUCUGCCUACGUUGGAAAAGAUAUACAAGAUUACCUUGUUCACAUCUCUAUGUCUUCUGCCCUUCUCCAGCAUUCUGUGCGGCCUGACAAGACCACUUACACAUUUACCCACUUGCCGCCAUUUACCAAUGCCACGGUUGCUGUGAUGCUUAGGCUACGUGGUACUUCAAAGCCGUCUGAGUAUGAUGCAAUGUCAGUUACCACAUGGCCCACGGGUAAGUUUACGUUUGUUGUUGUUAUUAAACCGGGGGUUUAACAUAACCGCCUGACGACAGCCAGUUAUUCAGAAAUGUCCAUAAACGUAUUUUCUUUGUCGGGAUUUAUUUCUCCAUAUGUUGCAUAUUCAUGCGUAAUAAUAUAGAUGAAAUUUCAAACCCCAAGAUCUGAGAUAGCAAGAGUACGUAAGGUGAUCUCUAUGGAGGAUUGAUUAAAUAUCUGACGUUUCAUACUCGAAUAAGAGUACAAUAAUCAAAGGUGAACAAAAAAUGGGAAAUAUAUGGUUCAGAAUAACCUUGCCUACUUGCGUUUUGUAAGUUCACUACUCCUUAUAAUCCGUGAUCCUUCUUUCGUGGGUAAGUGGCGCCUAACUGCCUUGUUUGACGUUGUUAGUUAGAUCUUAUGGCCGAUCGAUUUGGCAUCAGAUUGCCUGAACUUGAUUAUGUCUCUCGCCAGUUAGCUAUCAACUCCGUAAAAGUCGAUCCGAUGACUAGUUUCCAGGAUGUUCAUGGUGACAUGCGAUCGAACAUUUUAUCACUUUAUGACUAAAGGCUGUUCAAAUAUGCGCUUUCUUAUCCAUUUGUCGGUUAUUCCGCAGCGGUUAGCUAGAGAGUUCGACGAUUAACGCGGUAAACCGCACCUGAAGUGCCCUAGGAUAAUGGCCGAUGCUUGGUCUGCACGAUAAAUGGUGGAUAAUGGCCUGCGGCUGGUGUCAAAGGUUCAUGUUGAGCGGUCUUGGCAGACGCAUCAGGCCAUAGGUCAGCAUACACCUUAAUCAAUUAGAUAAUAGCCGUGAAUCCAAAUACCAAAUGACAAGUAAUACUCGCUGAAAUUGUACACAAAACUUACCAUCUUACUUCGAAUUUAAAGCAGAUAGUACAAAAAGCCGAAGAAAACUUUUGCGAACAAAUAUCUUCGACUAUCUAGUAAAAUCGGUUCCAAUGCUAUAACGUCAGCAGCAAUAGAUAAGUUCCUGAGGAGUGUGUUCGCAGCAGUACACGACUUAUUUCAAAAUUCCAUGCAUAGAAUGCUGCCCAGAAGAAGUUAACAUCAUAAAUGCAUAUUGAGAAGAUUUCGGUUAUAUGCUUGAAUUUGCGUGUUUCAGUGGUUAACGGUGCCAUUCGUUAAAUGGCAUGACUCAACACCUAAUAAACUCACCCACAUGCCCCCUUGAUAAGAAUCAAACCGCAUCCUCCAAAUCGGAUGCAGGACGCACGUCUAUUCGGAGUUUUACUUCGAAUGCGGUAAUCGUUUUAGACAGCGAUUUCGAUUACUGUGCAUGAGUUGGGAGUAAAACGCUUCCUCAUCGGCAACUAUUGAGCGUGUAGAGAAAAUUCGUGUAUCUAAUGCAGAGGCGCGAUUUCACUCGAUUUUCGGGGGAGAAUAUUUUACGCAAUCGCAUAUCAUUUAGGCCACAAAGAUUUGUAUCUAUUUGCUACCGAUUAAUGGAUGCUGCAUUCAAUUUACUUUUACAGUUGGACAGAAAAUCCAAAACCUCAAAAUAACCGCAACGGAGCCCAGAUCUGUUCAUGCAACCUGGGAGCCGCCGACCUCGCCACAGGGCAUCAUAGAAUCCUACGAAGUUUCUUUGGAGAAUAAGGGUACAGGAGAAAGAGAAGUGCAUACAUAUUCGGAAGCUAUGUGCAGUUUCAACAACCUGGAUCCAUCCACCAUGUACAAACUUACAGUUUCUGUGCGGAAUCAACAACUUGAAGGCAAAGGCGGAGGCCUCGGACCGGCGGUGUCAGGCGAAGGGGCGACCAUGUCCUUGGGUAAGAAGAGUCUUACUGCGCACAAGCAUAUUCUCUUGCAACGUAAAUUCUUUUCACACAUUUGAGGAAAUGCUUUAUUACUAAUUUAACCUUAUCUGUUCAGAACACCAGCGAUAGUGACAACAGGGUUAUUGCGUGUGGACAGGAGUAGAAGGAGGUCAUAGCCUAACCUUAUCACCAGUUGGUCAAAUGUGCAUUUCUUAAGAAACGUUUUACGGUCGGAUGGAGUUUGGUAGCCCCACCUCAAGUAAACAAACCUUAGUCACCUCUAAUACGGGACCGAUGGUAAUAGGGGGUUUUUACAGGUGGAACCGGGAACGCACAAAUGACGAGGUCAAGUAGUUGUAUGAAAAAGAAAAGUUAAUGGGAAUGAGCGGUUGUACCUUGAAUGGUUAAGAAAUAGUUGUGUUAACCCCUAACCCUAACCCUGACCACUAACUAUAACCCCUAAUCCUAAACCCAAACCCAUAGCCAUAACUUCUAAUCCCAGCCCCAACGGUAUUGUGUCCAUCAGGUGGGGCUAACAAACCACAUCUUACCAGUUUUAAUUUUUAAGGUGUCAUUAAUUUAAGGAGUGAACUAGGCGAAAAAAGCGACCUACAAAAGAGGAAAUCGGAUAAAUUGGAAUCUCUGAUUCGCCAACUCAGAGUGCACAUUAGGGGUGUUCGCUUGUAUAAUCGUCAGCUUACCUUCUAAAGGGUGUAUUUGGGAAUCGAGAGGAAAUGACGAAAGCACCGAUCGGCACCAAGCCUCUGGAGAAAGUAUCACCGUGGUUAAUUAACUCUAGCUACAGAUACAUUCAUGAACACGUAUUCGCCUGCCCUGUUGAUGUGACUGCUUCAACGGCUGACGAGGGAGCAAGCAAAGAGGCCUGUGAUAUAAGGAUAGCAAAAGGAUUAACGGCGCGCCCUAAUAGGUUUCGCGUGAUGUGACCUGUCCCAUACAAAAUAUCAGCAGAACAAAACCAUGAGUUCAUAUCCAAAGCGGACGCAGUGGCGCCCGAAAAGGUUUUCUUUGUGAAAAGGAACUUAAUUGCGUAAAAUUCCGGCGCCGGUUUCCCAGGUCGUCGUCAGACGCAGAUUGAGAGCAAAUGUGCCGACGGCAAUUAACAUUUGGUAGUGCACUUGAAAAAUCGAUAAGUAUUGGCGCUUGUGCCCGUGAGUGGCCGCUAUCUGUGUCAUUCUGUCCGAUCGCUUCUCGUUACUUCCAUUUCUUCUCGAGACUCAAGUGCACGGCGUCCAAAUCGAUAUGUCAGUUGCAUGGCCUUGAGGAAUUCUCGUCUCGACAAUUCGGAGUUUCAUCCUAAGCAAAGGAGUGCCCCGUGCCCAGGGUAUGUAUGGCUACUUGGGACAGGUGGUCUCGCCUCUUUACUGCAAGUUGGUGUUCGUGAAUGCCCGUAGAGGUGGAUUUUCCUGUUUGACCAAAAUAAACUGCAUUGCUGGCCUCACACUGAAUCUUGUAGACGAACUCCCUCAUAUCACAAUAACCAAACCACUCCUUAGCGUGCACUAUCUGAGUACGUUGUGUUGUCGUUGGUUUGUUUGCUACCAGACUUUGUUUUUCCAUAGGAGACUUUCGACGAGUUCAUCUACGCUUUUAUUGUAAGGUAGAGUUCAUCAAGUAUUUAAUUUGGAUGCCUGAUUGUAAGAGUUUCUUUCCUUUUAUUUAGAAUCUUUCUUCAUGCAUUGGUUGGCAAGUUACUUUUGCGAAUUGUUUUCCAAAAAUGGGUACCCCAAUAAUUUUUUGCGUAAGUUUUCGACCCUGGUUCCCUGGGUCGUCGUCAGACGCAGACGGAGAGCAAACGUGGGAAUAAGAAAACAGCUAACGUCUUGAGUGCACAUUAAAAUUUAACCUUGCUUGGCGUUUGCGUUGUUUGGCGGUCGCCAUGCUUGUGAGUCCGUUCGGAUUGGCUCCUUUCUCUUCCAUUUCUUUUUGGGGUUUCUGUAGAUGGCAUCGCGAUAUGCCAAUUGAUGCAUGAUUUUUCCGAGUACAUGGCCUCGAGUAACCCUCGGCAUUGCCUGAAAGGGCAGACAGCGACAAUGGGAGCUUUGAUCAGAAGAAGAAGCGAUCGCUGGAACAAUGGCUUUAUUCGCCUGACGUUUCGGAUUCUCUCUUGAAUCCAUCAUCAGAGACAGUUGCAGUUGCAGUUUUCUGCAACUGUCUCUGAUGAUGGAUUCAAGAGAGAAUCCGAAACGUCAGGCGAAUAAAGCCAUUGUUCCAGCGAUCGCUUCUUCUUCUGAUCAACUAGUUCCUGGAACUUGCAUUUUCGCUUGUAUCGGCUAUGGGAGCUUUGUCCCAAACGAAGGUGCGCCCGGCGUCCGGGGUUUGUAUGGCUACAUGGGACAGAUGGUUUCGCCUCUUGACCACCAACCAGACUGCAUGCGUUUCAGAAAUGAAACGGCAAAGGGGAGGCGAAAUUUAGACAAAAAUGACUAGCUUUUUUACAGGAAAACUGAUAUAGAUCUUUACAACUGCUUCAUGGGACUCGUCUCUUCGCUCCUAUUGACAGAUCUGUAGUGUUUAAAAAGUUCGUAAAUCUUUCCUCUAGAGCCCUCAUAACGACGGAAUAAAGCAUGCCCUCCACAGGAUUUGCGCACUUUCUCUCUAACUCAAACUAUUUGGACUUUUUUGCAACCUUAGAAUACAUCAUGUUGACCGCAAACCUCACGGAAGACGAGCGGUUUACUAUCUGAAACAAUAAUGUGCAAACCUUAAGAGGUCGAAAUCAGUUUACGGUGCUAUCACUUGAAGAGAGAACAAAAGGGCCUCUGUUGCCAUUUUGAACAAAACAGACUACGGCAAAGGUAGGGUGGAGGUCCCCAGCUAACUUAAGGUAGCCUGUAGUGCGUGUCAAACGAAAAUUGUGGUUGGGGCACUUUUUACGAGAGGGGCAAAAGGCAGGACCGGGAGCAGGCGAAAUACAAGACAAUGCAGAAAAUGAGUGAAUUUCUGUCGAAAGCUUUAUUCUUACACUGCCACACUGCAACGAACGUAAGCGCGGUAAGUUGAAAAAAUAGACAAACGUCAAUUUUCAAGGAUACACCGAAGUUGAAUUAAAUGACGUUGAUAAGUUUGCAUUUAGUCAGGAAUACAGGAAGACGGUUUAGGGCCCCAUGUCGCUGUCGUAUACAAAACGGUCCAGAGGCUACUUCGAAUUUGUAAGGGACCUACACAAUACCGUUGUCCAGACUAGAAAGAGGAAAUUAUGUCAUUGUUAGAAGUCAGAUCUACCUACAAACCAUUCUCCACAGACCAUAUCAAGACGCAGGUUUCGUCCAUUGACAAAGUGUUAAAGCGUCUUACAGGGAAUAAGCUAUUGUCAGGAGAUACUGCUAAACCUAUAAAGCAAAUUGAGUGGACAAUGGCGAAGACCUGCGGAUUACCUAAAGUUCACAAAUCUGAGUUCCCACUGCAACCGAUAGUAUCACUAAUCGAUGCAUCUAACUACAAAUUCUGUCCAAUAGCUUCAUCCCGUUUAUGAAAACUUGUGAAAACUGCAUUGUGAACUUAACAGGAUUUUUUAAGAAAUUACAAGGAAUCAUAAUUUCUGCUGAUGGUACUCUUGCCCUCAUCAUGUUUGUGCCAUUGGAUCUCGCAGAACAAUUCACAGAGGAAAUCCUGUUAUGCCACGAGGCCGAUGAACGUACGGGUGCAGUGAGGGCAGUUAACGCAGAUGCUGUGAGUGUAGGCUGGUGCUCCAGACACUGGUUUGCCAGUCUCUGUGCGAUGGAUUCUGUAGUGAACGACCAGGACGAUGCGUUAGGGACAGUAAGGAUAGGAAAAUUCGGCGGUAUCAGCAUGGGUUCCGGAGAUUCUGGCAGUAGUGUAGCAGCUGAUGAUGGACGCAGUGGGCAACGGGUUGUGGGCUGAGUUAUGCAUGGUGGGUGUGCGGGAGGUGCGAAGCGUGUUGAGACUGCUGCCAAUUCAGCUCCCCUGGAUAUUCAUAUGCCCGAAUAGGCCGACGCGGUGAUUGAAUGUGUAGGAGAAGUGUGGACAGUGGAGGCGAAUGCGGCCAGUGUAGUUGGUGCUCCAAGCACUGCUUUGCCAGUCUCUGUGCGAUUGAUUCGCAAGUGACCGACCAGGCCGAUGUGUGAGGUGGAAGUGUGGUCGCCAUUAGGACAGGUAUGGAUCUAGUUCACAUCGAUGACGUUGUUGGUGAGGAGGUUAAUGUUUGUUGGUGUGUCAGUGGUGGUGGGCACAUGAGUCGCCAUAGAAGAUGCUGAAGAAAUGGAGUAGGAUGGUAUCGGGGGGUCAGGAAAGCGGUCAGUGUCGAUUGUCAGAGUGGGGGACGAGGUAGGGGUGGGCAGGGAGACAUCAGGUGGCGGCGCCCGAUUGCUGCAGUUGGUAUGGGGCUUUCCAGUUAAUACAAUAGGUGCGUCGGCAUUGUAGGUCGUUGGGAAAGUCGAACUUUGGCAUUGAAAGGUAGGUGAACUUGAGACUUGCUAGCCUCAUGUUUGGCUCUGGCGGCGAAGGUGCGGGUGGCUUCGUAGAUUUCCGCGCCGGUAUUCACUGUUCAUCUGAUCAGUCGGUCCCAGGCGGGGUCUUACCAGUUGCCCGGGUUAAUCUGCAGGAGCCUCACGGAGGUCUUCAGAGUAUCCUUGUGGCUCCACACUUGGCAUCAUUUUUGGCGGGAACCCAUGGCGACAUCUCCAUUGAAGAGUCGUUUGGGUAAAGGCUCAUCUUCCAUGCGCACAGGGUGGCCGCCUGAGCGCAGUUGCAGUUGUCUCAGCAUUGGGUAGAUGCUGAAAAUUCUCGUCCGUUUCAGUACGUCUGUGUCUGGGAUACGGUCUAGUCAUCUUAGCUUCCAUAUCCGUCGAAGACAGCUGAGGUGAAAAUGGUUAAGUCGCUGCACCCGCUUCUUGUUCACCGCUUAGGUCUCAGUUCCGUACAGCAGCGUCGGCAAGAUGACUGCUCUGUCCAUCUUCAGUUUGGUGCUGAUAUGAAGACCGCAUCGAUUCCCAACUGCUUUUUGAAGAUGGCCGAAGGCUUCACUGGCUUUGGAAAUCCGACUGUCCACCAUAUCGUCGAUCUGGGUUUUGCGAGGGAGGGUACUGCCCAGGUAAGUGAAGUUGGCCGAGGCCUGGAGUUAAGCGUUGAUUUGGAGUGCGAAGUAGGCAGCGUCGGGUGGUGGUUGAUGCAUAACCACCGUCUUCUCCGUGUUUGUGACCAGGCCAUAGUUGCCAUGGGCGGCGUUGAAGACGGCCAUGCUCUUUUGCAUGUCCUCUUCCGAGGUGGCGUUAAGAGCGCAGUCGUCGGCGAAGUGAAGUUAAUGAACGGAAGUUGCUGAUACACUAGACUCGAAGUGCAUCGGCCGCCAAUUGAAGAUGUGGCCGUCCGCCCUGAAGUCGUCCCGGAUCCCGGGGCGUUCGUCAAGGCAGGCGUUCAUCAGCAUGGCGGAGAACAUAAGGCUGUAGAGAGUAGGCGCGAGGACGCAGCCCUGCUUCACUUCAUUGGUCACCGAAAAUGCCUUUGAGACGGUUCCAUUGUGUGUGACGCGUCCCGUCAUGACAUCGUGGAGCUGAAGCACAAUCUGCUUUAGUCUCCCGGGACAGUCGAACUUCUGCAUGAUUUUCCCAGUCCUCUGCAAUUUACUGUAUCGAAUAUUUUCGUCAGAUCCACGAAGGUAGAGUAGAGGUGGAUCCGUAACUCCUAGAACUUCGUCGGUUGGCGGGCGGUGCACAUCAUGUCCAUGGUCCCUCGAUAAUGGCGGAAGCCUCACUGGUUUUCCAGCAGGAGACCAUGAUCCAGAUGGUUGUCCAGACGGUUGAGAAGGAUGCAAGCGAAGAUCUUCCCAGCCAUGUUCAGCAGAGAGAUGCCUCGUUGGAUGUUGUAGAGGUCAUGGUUACCUUUCCGCUUAUAGGGGUAAACGACUAUGGCGCUUUUUAACUCCUUGAAGAUCAAGGUCAUAUGAUCCAUGGGUUUGGGGGCACCGUGCAUAUAGAUAUCGGCAGGGAUCGUGUCCGAUCCGGGUGGUUUCCCGCUGAAAAGCUGCUGCACGGCCCUGAGGGUUUUGUGAAAAGAAAGCGAAUUAUCGAGGUCGGCGUUGGCCUCCACUUGAGACGGACGGGCAGUGGCAGCGUCGGAAAUGGUGGAGGGGCGGUUGAGGACGCCUCUGAAGUGCUCGGCACAUUGCCUCAAAAUUUGCAUCAUCCUACUGAGUAAGGCGGUUCAUCGGCGCUAAAAAGGGGAGCAGUUCCUUUAGCCGUGGGACCUUAGACAGCCCUGAUCGCGGCGAAAAUAUAAUUUCAUUCGUUGCGCUCCGCAUAUAUUUCAGUCUCCUCGGCCUUGCGAGCCAUUCAAGCCUCCUGCAUCUCCCUCAGCCGCUGUUGCACAAGGCGGCGACUAAGGUAGAUGACUGCCUUGUGGUCGCCGUACGACGAUUGACGCAGGCUUUGUGCAGGCUGCUCUUCUCUACAAGCCGUUUGCUGAUGGCGGCGUCGUUGUCAUCGAACCGGUCCUGAUGUUGACGACGUGCGCGGUCAAGGACAGCCAGAGGUUUCGACUGGACCGUGCGGCUUAUUUGACAUCAUCGGUUCUUCCACGGAGGCAUUGUCGUCAGCGGGGUUGGCAACUGGAUGGUUGGCCGGUUUUGAACUAGUCUGUUUUAAAAUGAAGAUGAUGAGCAUUCAAAGACAACAAAGCAAUAUUUAUUGUUGCUUUUUAAUUUACUUAGAAAUUAACUGUGAACUUGAAGUAGACGAAUGUACUUAAGAUCUUUAGGCUCAGACCGAAGAUUUUAAGCAUGCAUUUUUGGGUCAAAACCCAACAGCCACAGCGGAUAACCACAUAAUAUUCAUUAACUGCUGACAGGCUGCUAGCGGUAUACUUUUGGGUAAGGUGAAUCCAUAAUAACAGCACAGGUAAUAGCCCAAAGCCCUGCGCCGUUAGUAUGGAAUCGCCUUAUUCUAAAACAAUAGUCAAUUACCUGGGGGUUGCUAACCUUGUGGUCUCCCGCGAGGCUGUAGACGAAUCCGCAUCUUAAAGAUGACCAGACGAUGGUCGCUCCUCCCGUCGACACCUGGGAGCACGUUCCGCUAGUCUCGACCCCGGACGAGGACAUAGUCCAGCAAGUGGUAGUUUCGCGACCAGGUUGCCUUCUCUCGCGUUGGAAGGCGAAGGUGUUUGUCAGGAUCAGGCGGUGCUCUGUGCAUGUUCGUCGGAGGAGUAUGCCACUGUCUUUGGAGCCGUCAAGACAAUGGCGACCCAGCAUUCCUUUCCAGGCAUCAGCGUCUGUGCUGACGUAGACGUUGAAGUAACCAAAGACAGUUAACUUGCCCGCCUUCGGCACAGUCGCCAGAAAGGUGUGCAGGUUCUAGUAGAAUUUGUUCAUUGCCUCGUCAGGGCUGAUCAUCAAGGGAGCGUAGAGUUUGACGAUGGUGGCGAACUAGUCACAUCGGAGAUGUAGGCGGAGGCUCAUCAGACGAUCGUUGAUGACCUGCGACAGGCAAGAAAGUCGUCCUACGAUGUCGUUCGGGAUGGCAAAGUCGACGACCGCGUUCUGCCACUCCGCCUUGGGACGACCGCUCCUAGAGAAGUUGUAGCCGGCGACUAAAUCCCCCAGUUUGCCUUUUUCGGAGAAGCGGGUCACCCUGAGUGCAGUGAUGUCCACUUUGUAGCGCGCCAGUUCCCGUGCCACUAGCGCCGUUCUCCGUUCCCGCGAGUUGCUGCUUGGAUUGUCCAAAAGGGAACGAAAAUUCCAGGCUGUCAGAGUGAGCGGACUCACUCUGCCAGUCUGGCAUGUGGGACGGCGGAGAGGAGGGUGAAGAGAGAGGGUAUGUUUUCUGGUUUCAUGGUUUCGACCGCAUGUGCAGUAGUCUGCGAGCCACGGCCAGUGCGCAGUAGAUGUGAUCCCAGCAUUUGUUUAGGGCGUCUUUUCUAGCCCCGUUCCUCUCGCGGGAGUGAGCAGUGAUUUCCCUAAAUGGGGCUGCUCACACAUCCCAGACGACUGCCGGACUCCAAUAUGGGCCACGACUUUUGUUUCGUGGGAGAACGACCCGAGUUACUCUGGGCCUACUACGUGAUCGCUGUCCAUCUCGCCGUAGGACUUUUCAGUGACCGGAGGAGGAAAGGGGUAGGAUAAGGAUAGAGAGACGGAAGCGGAGUUUUCUGUCCGUCUUUAAGCCAACUGUUUGAUGACAUAUAAACGGUGAGCAGGCAGAUUCAAGAGAACGGCACUUAGCUUGCCACAUAUACAAACACAAACAAGCAGACGAAAAGCAAGCAAUAACAGGCAAGAAGGAAAGGAUGUAGAGCAACAUUCGCUUAUUUGAACGGUUAUUUACCUUGCUGACUCCUGUGGUGUAGAGACGAAGCUUAAUCCUAGGCAUGACUAUGCGGUGAUCUGUGGGAAUGUCGCUGUGGGGCAAGAGAAUGCAGUAGAGAUUAGAGACAGUGGAGGCGGAGGAGGAGGGCGGAGAAUAAGUGCGAAAAAUAAGCAAGACGACGGUCCAGUCGUGGGUCCAUCUGGUGUUCGUAGUAGGUCGCUCACUUGCUUGCAGGUAAAGACUACGCCUUGGUUUCAUUAACUGACACCUAACUCUUACAUGCAGUUCCUUGGAGCUAUGCUAUGCCUAGCAGCCACACGGCGGUAACUGCCUAGACAGGAGGACUUAACCUGAUGAGGGUACCCCUGUGUGCAUCUCCGCACAUGGUAGCAUGACUCUGCUCUUACCAUUACCGGACGGAUACAACACCGCCUCGGCAUUUCCUAGAUGAGGCUGCAUCUGCGACACCGUAGGAGGCUACCAACGCUCAGCUAACUACUGACAAGAGCAACAGUCUAUUUCUCAAGAACGGUGUGCUGUCAGAGGUCGCCUAAGCCGUGCAAAAACGCUUUGUUCUGACGAAAAAGGCCAUCUAGUUAGUGCGGAUUGCUUGCGUCAAUUAUUUUCGCAAUUGCGUACCCUAAGGCUUGUGGAUAAGUGUUAAUUAUAUUCACGGGGCAAGGGAAACCUGUGGAGAACUACCUGCAAUACUCUUAGUCGUAGGUGUUGCUCGCUAUAGUUUUUGGUUGGCCCUUCAACGGUAAGACGACAUUCGCCGACUUGAACCGCGAUGCAGAAUUGGUGCCGUUGAAAAGGUACAUUUUCCUGCACCUCCCACACUUAAUUCUCUAAUAAGAGGAAAGCACAUUUUUAUAAAGAACUUUUGGCACGAAGGCAGUCAAAAGGUAAAUAAAAUACUCGAAAUAUUGUUUGAUGACAUGCAUACGUCUGCCACUAAGGCAGGAGUACCCAAGCGUUAGUGAAAUUGUUAAAUAACAGUUGGCAUUUUCUUACCUCGCGUAUAUACGUAUUAUUUGUCGAAUUUCGUACGCAGGUGCUUGAGGCAGCAGGGAUCAAGAGAGAAGGAACCGGGUGGUUCUAAGCAAUCGUCAAAACAAAAUACUUGACAGACUUUUCCUUACAUCAUGAAUGUGACUGAACAUGUUGAAAAACACUUAAGGAAACAUCAAAUCCGAGUGGCGCAUAAGCCUACAAAUAAUUUGCACUUUCAGCUGAUACAUCUUAAGGAUAGAGUUAGGCAGUUGAAUAAGAAAGAGCCAUCUACAAAAUCCCGUAUAAUGCAUGUUCUGUCGUUUAGUGUGCUCAGACGGGAAAAUCUGCCUCUAUUCGCAUUCACUAACACCAGUUGGCAGUAAAAAUACGAGACCAUCUGUCCCAAGUAGCUAUACAAACCCCGGACACGAGGCACACCUUCGCUUGGAACAAAGCUCGCGUUGCCGCUGUUUGUCCUUCAAAUAAAUACCAAGGGCUACUAGAGGUCAUGCACUCGGAUGAACCAUGCAUCAACCGGCAUAUGGAGUUAGAUGCCGUGUAUAAAAACCUCAAUAAGACACGUGUCUGGGCUGUUUGGUACAUGGGAGAACAUCUGUCUCAUGUUUCUAUAUAUAUAUAUAUAUUAUUUUGGCUGAGCAUUCACCGGGCGGUUUAUUGAAUAAGCUUGUCCUGUGGUAACUCAAAACACAGUCAAUGGCCCUCGCAGUUAGUCCCAUAGCUAUCAGGAGUAUAUAGCGCAUAGGAGUACAAACCAAGGCAAAAGAGAUUAAGAUGGUAAUUUCAGACUAUAUAACCAUCGUCAACCAGCAUUACUGAUCCCCUGGAAUGCAGGAUCAAACACCGAAUUCUUUGCAUUUGGGUUAACUUAAGCCUUACAUUUACGCGAUAUGUUCAAACUGUUGCUUUUCUACAACAGUUGAUAGUUUCCAUCAUAACAGACAGGUUAUUCACCCACAUCUGAUCGGUGGAGUGGUGGUUUAUAUGAGCCUAUUGUCGAAGUGUCCGCCUUGCAAAGCAAAAAUCUGCAAAUAUGGAGUUGACUGGGGUUGGCAGAUGACCACUGAAUAAACAAAAGUAGACGUUUCCCAAUUUCUCAAUUUUCCCUGCACUCCUCCAUCUACAGAAGUGAUCAUUAAUAAACAGCCGCCGGUUAGGACUCAGUACUGAGCUUCAAAGCACAGAGGGAUAUACGCUUCCCAGAAACUAAUCGAUGAACACGUUUUCAACUAUAAACACAGAAAAGGUAAGUAUUAUGAGAAAAAAAUAGAAUGCGUGUCAGUUUCCACAAGGGGUAUUAUAAAAAAUCAGUGGUUACCAAAGAAUACAAUCAAGAAAAGAGAAGUCUCUUCCAAUAUACUGGAAAAUAUAAAACGGGAUUUCCUUCUUACUUACGACGACAGCCACUAAUGCAGUGAACACUAGUAAAUGAUGCAGGAAAAAAACUGACUGAAAAGCUACGCUAAAUUUUGCAAGAAAUUGAACUUCAUCAUGUAGGAUUCUUCCCAGUACUGGCGAAACAAGACGUGACAUAUUGUUGAUGUUGACAUCUAAUGACGUCUACUUUAAAACUUUAUUUUAGAUAUUGAGAGACCGACUGAUGUAAAGGCUGAAGCCAUCAGUUCCGAGAGCAUUCGGGUCACAUGGAAAGCGCCCGGUUACAAACUAUCAAAUGAGAGCGGCUACAGAGUGCUCAUUAGCGACCACGACUUCAACGAUACCGCCGUAGUUGGAAGAGAUACGUUUACGCACACAUUCUUCGGAUUGCAACCAUCCACGGAGUACGCCGUAUACGUUCAGGUUAACGACAGCGUGAGAGGGGUGCCCCGACCAACGGGAAACAGUUCGGCGAAAACAUGGCCGGCGGGUAAGUCACAUUGACCUUGUCAGGGAAAUAGUUUUUGUGGAUUUUUUGGUCGACCAUUUUUCCCAAACCUUAUAUAAAUCAUCUUUGUGAGAUGUGAUGAGACAUUCAGAGCGGACAAUGUUAAGAUUGUCAGCCAUUCGUGCUUACCAUUUCCCGUGGCAGUCAGUCGGAAGACGAAGAGAUCAUCUGAAGGAAAUUCGUCAGAGUGCAGUUUUGACCAUUUUGUGAGCAGUCGUGUUGUGCCAAAGGCCGAAUAACCAAUUUUUUCCUGUCUGAGGCAUGGCACGGGGGUGGUUAGAGGAAAAUCGAAUCUAACAGCGAAUUUGCAGGAAUUGGACCGGGGUAUAUAGCGCUGGUUUCCGUGUUUCCGCAGCAGUUCAUGUCAGUACGGUAAAUAAUAAAUAUUAUAAAGGCGUUUGGAGCUAGAAUUUAAAAUAUAUCACCUUGUAAUUCAUGUCCGUGUGACUGCACUCAGCAUUAAGAAUCUUCUCAUGAGAUCAAGGAAUACACUGGUUGAACGGUGACUGAUAACAAUAAAAAGAUCAUACUUAGACGUCCAGAAUAGUGGUUAUGUGUGCAGUAGGUCAGUACUGAAUUAUCAUAUGCAGUUAAGUAAUAACAGCAGUUUUUAUUUGAGUUCCUGAAUUAGGUUUGAGCUCUCGAGUCAACCGCAUCCAUGACACAAUGCCUAGUGCUUAAUACAAAUUGAAUUCUCUUAAGACCAUAAUACAGGCUUUAUUUGCGCAAGUUGAUUUGAAGUAUUUACAGGAGCGCAUUAGUGAAGCGUUUAGCGCGAUAAAUGAGCAGACGUGCAUACGGACUUUAGAGUAGUAGGACUACAUGUGAUGACACACCAAUCGCUAGGCACAAAGGGCCCUUGAAUGACAGAUAACGCAUUGAAUAAAACGGUUGCUUUUUAGGAAGAGAGGCAGUAUCGUGUCAGGCAGUAAUCCGAUUCUCGUGUCUAAGCAGAAAACGAAAUUGUGACCGAUUUUUGAUGAAUAUCUUUACUAAAUUUUUGGAGCUGAAUUCUCAAUACGGUCAAUAGCAGUGGUAAAUUUGUGUUUAAUUCCACAGAGUAAAUUCGAAUUCCGUUUUUGCAAAGUAUGUUUUUUUUCUCAAAUUUGUCGCCCCGGAGUUGUGCUUUAUAGCCAGUGAACGUGGAUUUAAAGGUUUCACUUUGUCAAGGCUAGCAGAAUCCCUCUAAUAACCAAGCCCUUUUGAUGCUUAAUCUAGCGAUUAUUGAGACUUAACUAAAUAUGUUUAUUAAGUCAUACAUUUUGGAAUUUCAUCGCUAAAAACUAACUUAUGCAGCCUCUUAUCUUGGUCAUUUAAAACAACAGAGAAAGUAGAGAACCUUCAUGUAACUGCAGAAGACUCCAGAUCUGCACAAGUGUCCUGGGAACCACCGACAUCAGCGCAGGGCACUGCACGGUCCUAUGGAGUUUGCGUGCAGAAUAAACACACGGGGGUAAAACAAGGGUAUGUAUUUUCUCAGCCUACGGCCACCUUCUUUAACUUGCACCCUUCCACAACGUACAAAAUAACGGUCUCCGUUCGAAACGAAAACCCCCGAGGCGGACGCGGCAGGUGCGGACCGAAGGUUUCAGGUGAAGUGUCAACUCUGCCCUUAGGUAAGCAGACUCGCACUCCUUUUUUAAUUGCAUUUCACUUGAAGUAAUUGUUUUGCAUUCAGUUUGGCCUCUGAUGCGUGCUUUACGGAAUCAGCUGCUUAAUUCGGGAUCCGAUAAUAUCGGCUAAGAUACCUUGUAGUAGUGGUAAUAGUAGUAGUAGUAGUAGUAGAAGAAGAAGUAGUAGUAAUAGUAGUAGUAGUAGUAGUAGUAGUAGUAGUAGCAGUAGUAGUAGUAGUGGUAACGGGAUAAUCGUGCUUCCUCGACAAGUUCAUCAAACCAAACUUCAGGUUAUGCAGACUGCGCAGUCCUUCUUGGACUAAAGCAGAGAGUAAAUGGUUGCGUAUGUGUACGACUGAGUCUCGAGGCUCAUUUAGAUUCUGUCGGAAGAUAAACAGUAGGGGCCGGAUUAUCGGUCCUCAGAGAAACCCGGACCCAAAACACACGCCGUGAGAUAGCAUCGAGGCUGACCUUCGGGUCCAUCUAUACGAAAAAAGCCUGUCGUUGUCAUCUGGAUAAAGACAGAUUGUGACGAAGCAAUCCCGAACCAAGGGAGAGGGAGAUGGCAUUUCACCAGCACUACCAUAGAGAAGGAAGAUUAGAUGGAGCUACACAUUCAGCAGCGAAAUAUCCUAAAUAUACAGGGUUCACGAAAGUGAGCUUAAUCUCGAAGUCCCUGCGUUGUUGACGAGAGUAAGGAUUAGUGAGUUAUGGACGAGAGGUUUGAAGAUGGUGGUGUUGUGGAAGAGGUUGCAAAUGAACAUAAAAGCUGAAAGGCUUGUUCCUGAAAUCAAUUUUUUUGGAAGGAACUACGAUCGUUAGAACAGGCAGAGGAGGGGGAAGGAGAGAAUAGAGAACUAUAUGGACGCGAGAGAUGGCGGCGGCGGAAUGAUCGAUGUUCAACUAGAGAGUUAGGUAGGACACAGGAAUGACUACUGAGCUGCACCUGAUAAGUAUUUGCACCCUUUUCAUAAGAAAGUGACUGGCUUCCAGUUAUCUGUAAGGUCGCUUGAUUAUCCAACUGGAACCGGAUUACUUGGAUACCAGAAUACCAGAAACUUAAAUGGAUUGGAAGAGCUCUGAUCCGAACAGUGCAGCGCCACAGAAUUGUUAUUCAGCCAUUGAGAGUUACCCAAUGUGGACAGCUAUGGCCUCCCGAGUAGACAAGAUGCCCGCUGUCAAUCACUAAUACGGUUGCCUUCAGUAACAAGAUAGAAACAGUCAUGGCAUAGAUGGUCAUUAUAUGAUGUUCAGGCUGACAUAGUCCAAUCUUACGCCUUUGCCGGUAAAUGUGGAUAGUCUGGACUAUACAACAGCGGUGCUGAGGCAUGUCCCAGUCAGAACACGUAGGACGCGUUGAACGCGGGACAGAAUGACUCAGUAAUACAAGUGAACAUUAGGGCUCCUAGAGACAAGUGAGUGGACUGAGACGCAAUUGUUGCAACACGUUGUAUUUGCGAGACACUUCGGAUAUACACACGGAUGCAUCAAUAAAAAGCCAGCUUUGAUUACCGUUUGCGUAAGGGUUGUAGUUUUUACAGGAAAUAGUUGUCAUGUCAUUGCGCACAUGUCGAAAUUGGCGGCUCUCGCAUUUAUUACACGUGGUGUGUUAAUUGAUUACGUGUUCUCAACCGCGUCGUAAUUUGCUGCAAUUAGGUUACGAUGGCGAUUGUGGGACCGCCAAAUCUGACAUUGAAACGGCGCUCUUGCCAGGCAAACUUUUCGAACAGCAUAUACACCCGAUGAUUAUUUCGCCUGUGGGUUGGCGAAUCAUAACUCGAGCAUUCCGCGACUCAUGAGGUUGUUACCUCUCGCAAGGAUCUCAAUCUCAUAAAAUUUGCGUGUGUGGCCAAGUUCCUCGACUUGGGAGCUGGCUUCGUUUCUCCUCACUGAUGAACAGAGGGAUUUGUUUUGUACACCAUGAAGAUGGCGCCAACAUAAUUUGUCCUAUUGCUGCUUACGUAAAAGGCCUAAGUUUCUUUUCUAACGACCGAGUGUGCCAACUGAAAUUCAUAAGAGGAAUCAAGUUGAAAGUGCCUGCAUUUUUCUUAGCCCAACUGCCGAAAGAUUCGUUUGGAGUCUAAGGGUGAAGGCCAGGAUACAAAUAUUGUUACGUCAUUGACAAAAGUCCUGCUAGAUACUUUAAUGCUGGCAUCUUAAAUACACAUGUUUGUUUGAACAUCUGGUCUGCUGAACGGCUAGUUUCGGUCUGAGAUGGACCAGGCAGGCGGAUAAUCUGAUUGCCUAUGUUAGUUCAGGUGGAAAAAUAGUCAAUGACCUAGACCAGUGCAUAUUGUCUUCUGUGCUAUUUUUAUGGUAAAUGCCAUCACACUGUAAGCGUAAAUCAAAAUGUACUAAAGAAGUUGAUUUGGCGCAACCUUUUAAAAAAUCUCAGUGGUUACUGCAGAAUACAAUCAAGAAAAAAAGAAGUCGCUGCCGACAUUCUGGAAUAAAACAGGAAUUCACUUAUACUUAUGAAGACAGCUAAUAAUGCAGUAAACACUAUUAAAUAAUGCAGGAAAAAAUUGACUGAAAAGCUACACUAAAUUUUGCAAGAAAUUAAACUUCAUCAUAAGGGAUUCUUCCCAGUACUAGUGAAAGAAGGAGCGAUAUCUUGCUUAUGUUGACAAAUAGGGGCAUCAACACGAAGACUUACUUUUAGAUAUUGAGAGACCGACUGAUGUGAGAGCUGAAGCCGUCAGCUCCGAGAGCAUUCGGGUCACAUGGAAAGCACCCGGUUACAAACUAUCAAACGAGAGCGGCUACAGACUGCUCAUUAUUGGCCAGGACUUCAACAAUACCGCCUUAGUUGGAAGAGAUACGUUUACGCACACAUUCUUCGGAUUGCAACCAUCCACGGAGUACGCCGUAUACGUGCAGGUUAACGACAGCGUGAGAGGAGUGCCCCGACCAACGGCAAACAGUUCGGCGACAACAUGGCCAGCCGGUAAGUCAGUAUGCCCUUGUCAGGGAUAUUGUUUUUGUGGAUUUCUUAGCGGUAGAUAUUUGUCAAAUUUUACAGUUAACAGUGUGAGGAAGAGGUGGAAGAUAGAAAUGAGUCUGUGAAGACGACGAAACUGGUUGUACUUUCUGUUCCUUUAUCUCACUCGAAAGCCAAAGCGGCAUGACAAGUCGUGAUUGGCAGACUAACAAACGGAAGUAUGGUGAAGUGCAUAUUACUUGCACUUAGCGACUCCACAGAAAGUAUUUGAGAUUACGUGGAUGCACAUUAGCAGUUUGUUCGUCUCUCAUAUAUUAUCUAUAAAUGCUGCCGCGCCUCUAACUCUAAUCCCUCUCAAAAAUAUAUUGUCCUCUUAAAAACCUCAGACUGUUAUUUACUAAAUUAAUUGGGAGCUCAUGCUACGGUUAAAUUAUAUCUCCCCGAGGGCAAGAUACUUUCAUGCGCCUUAUCUCUUUACUACAAAUAAUGAGUCAGAUAUAAGGGUCAUGAGAAUGGGUCGACAGUUGGUCGACUUACAAAUGUUGCUGAAGGUCAGGGUGACGACGCGUAUGUUUUUAUGUCGUGUAUGUUGCCUUUAUUAACCGGCAGGAAGUGCGGAUUAAACAACAUUGACAAACCUUAAAUAUUCAUGCUGAGCCAACUGUGAAAAAACAUAUAGGAAUUACGUGAGCCUGUUAGCCAUCUGGUGGAUUCUAGGUGAAUUACUUAGGAAAUCUUGCUUGUGCAGUCAACUUACUGUAUCAGAUUUGGUGGAUUCCAGACGUUACAGUAGGUUGGGCGGGUAAAUUGACCCAAGUGUGAUUAAACUCGAGUAGUCCGGCGGGCCACGCGGUUCCAAUGGUUAGAGCGUUGGCUGUACUAAAGCCUUUCUCUUACUGCGUGGGUUUGAAUCCCACCGAGGCGCCGACUUUUUCACAGUUGGGUCAGUAUGAAUUAUUCAAAAUUUGCCAAAACAUCAAUGAACCUAAAACAGCACUGAUGCGCAUGUAAUCAUUCCACUUUCUGGAUAAUUUCGAAACCCCAUUCAUUGAAAGCCAUGUGCACCAUUAAAACAAUUAGCUAAAACGGUUUAUCGUAGGCAAGGAAGCAUUACCGUUUUUCGAGACUAUCUACAGUACAGCACUGCAUAUUUGAUUUUGCAAUUUACGCCUUCAGAUCGACAAGCGUGUGGAAGACAAAAGCUUGCUCCUGCCGCGUGGCCUGUUCUUCAGAUUACUAGGCAUGAAGCCAAUCGACAUAGCUGGCCAGUUUAA